Messenger RNA from Carassius auratus (goldfish), 1485 nucleotides. RefSeq names its product stimulator of interferon genes protein-like. NCBI's taxonomy places the organism in Eukaryota, Metazoa, Chordata, Actinopteri, Cypriniformes, Cyprinidae. Bases 35 to 1234 code for a protein of 399 amino acids. The transcript is spliced from 7 exons. Gene Ontology annotation, cellular component: endoplasmic reticulum membrane; autophagosome. Gene Ontology annotation, molecular function: 2',3'-cyclic GMP-AMP binding; cyclic-di-GMP binding. Gene Ontology annotation, biological process: positive regulation of type I interferon production; autophagosome assembly; positive regulation of macroautophagy. The record is from RefSeq and is a predicted model, not a curated record.
GAGAGAUCAGAAGAUUACACGGAAGAGAGAGAAGAUGUCUGGUGUGAUGGGAGAGGACGGUCUGGUCCCCAGAGCGCGCAGCAGGCUGCCGGUGGUGUGUUCUGCUGGACUGGGGCUUUUCAUGCUGCUGGUCGCUUGGCUGCUGGACCCUGCCAGGUUCAGUGAUCGAGCUGGAAUUAUCAUUUUUUGCAUCACAGUUGAAACGUUCAUUCACAGUAUGUGCUUGCUUGCAGAGGAGUGGCUCUUCCAUUCAAAGCAAAGGUAUCAUGGCAAAAUAAAUAAGAUCUUUCAGGCUUGCUUUAGAAGGCAUGUCGUUCUCGGAAUGUGUCCAAUAUGCCUGCUAGUGUUGUGGAAAAUUUCAUUCUCUGGAGAACAGAAGAGCACCAUUGCCCUCAUGUGUGCCGUUUCCCUGUUACUCAAAAGCUCGGGGUUUCUGGGCCCUGCUCCGGUUGAGAUCUCAGAAAUUUGUGAAAUGAAGAAGAUGAAUGUGGCACAUGGUUUGGCCUGGUCUUUCUAUCUUGGCUACCUCAGAUUUCUCCUUCCAGAUUUACAGAACAAGGCGAUUCAGUACUCCUCCACCAAGGGGAAACUGAGCUCUCCACGUCUACAUAUCCUUCUGCCCCUCAACGCCAGGGUUCCAACCAAACCUGAAGAUGAGGACACUAAUGUGAUCUUCAGCGAGAACCUCCCCGAACUGGAGCGGGACACAGCAGGGGUGCGGAAACGUAGCUACAAGAAUAGUGUCUACAAGAUCACUCAGGACAGAGAGACUUUUAGCUGUGUUCUGGAAUACGCCACACCACUGCUGACGCUGUAUCAGAUGUCCCAUGAGAGCAGUGCAGGGUUUGGAGAAAACGAACGAAAGCAGCAGGUCCUGUUGUUCUACAGAACGCUCAGCCAAAUUCUGGAAGAUUCUCUCGAGUGCCGGAACCGUUACCGUCUCAUCCUGCUCAAUGAUGAGCACACAGGUGACCCUCAUUACCUCUCCAGAGAGAUCAUCCAGCACCUGAAACAGCAGGACAGAGAGAUUCACAUGAAUCCCAUCCAAGAGCUACCGAAUGAAGUCCAUCCUGUUCCAGAAGAGGGUCCGAUUAGGAAUUUGAAUGGUGCGCAUCAUCCAGAAGACCCAAUAAGCAAUGACCCCACCCUCAUGUUUAGCCAGCCACAUUCCUUAAGAUCUGAACCAGUGGAGACCACUGAUUAUUUUAACCAACCUAAUAAUGCAAAGAGAUGAGGCUGAAUCAUACAGUGCUCUGCAUGAGAUCAUGGUUGCUUGUGUUCAGUCCUAGAAUUAUUCAACAGACCUUGAUGUAAUAAUAAUAUUUAAGAAUCCAUUAAAUCAGCUGUUCAUUACCAGCCUCAUUUUCUCUGUUUCCUCUCUGUCGUGUCUUGUUCUGUAAAUAUGAAAAAUGAUCUACCAGCACUCAAAUAUAUGCUCAUGACACAUUCACACUUCUAGUGAUAUUUUACUUUUAGUAUUAUUUU